UCUUGCGCACGACAUUUGCCCUUCUCCUACUCCAACCGCGUCCCAGCUGGGCUCAACCCAUCUCCAAACCUUCAUUCCUCGUAUCCUGUUACCAUUAACAUUCCCAACAAACAUUCAAUAUAAAGCUGUAAUAUAAUAUCAAAUAUAAAAACAUAUAUAUAUUUAUGAACUCUUCAACCUAUUGUAGGCUUUCCCACUUAUUUGUGGACAUCAUCCUCAUGGACAGCAUAACUUGGGACCUCCAUUAGCCUAGGCAUUAUAUUUCUUCCCAACUACCAUAGACCUUUUGUUCUUAAUAAUAUAUUUUCUGAUAUGAAUGUCAAAUACCUUGAAAUAGUCUACAUAUUUUGAACCUAAUUUUUUAAAAAAAGAACUAUCAAACCAGAGUUUAUCUUGGCAAAGCUUAUUUGCUGACUGCAAACUAUUUGAACAAUCACUGGGAUUGGACUCCAAGGUUUUGGUAGAAACGUAGCAGAGAAGAAAAUUUCACAAAUGGCGAGUUCACGAACUUUGUUGCUAGCUUUAUUCGUUUUCCUAACAGCAUUUGAUCUGAGUCCAGUUGAUGCCAACUUCAUCAAGAGCAUGUAUUUCUACUGGGGAGCUCAGCAUUCUGCAGUUCUGGGCAAUGGUGACGAGCUUCAACUUGUUUUGGAUCAAACAUCAGGGUCAGGUAUCAUAUCAAAGCGGUCAUUCCUGUUUGGAAGCAUUCAGAUGUUAAUCAAGUUGGUACCUGGAAACUCAGCUGGAACUGUCACUGCCUACUAUGUAUCCUCCAAUGGGGACAGACAUGACGAGAUAGACUUCGAAUUCUUGGGGAAUGUCUCAGGCCAACCAUACAUCAUCCACACAAACAUCUAUGCCCAAGGAAAUGGCAGCAGGGAGCAGCAGUUCUACCCCUGGUUUGACCCAACUGCCGAUUUCCACAACUACACUAUUCAUUGGAACCCUUCUGAAAUUGUGUGGUUUGUUGACGGUGUGCCAAUUCGUGUGUUCCGUAAUUACGAGAGUGAGGGCAUUGCUUAUCCAAACAAACAAGGCAUGAGGGCAUACUCAAGCCUAUGGAAUGCUGAUAAUUGGGCAACUAGAGGCGGGCUGGUUAAGAUUGACUGGAAUAGUGCACCAUUCAUAGCAAGAUACCGCACUUUUAGGGCAAGGGCUUGCAAGUGGAAUGGACCGGCUAGCAUCAGUCAAUGCGCUUCCAACACACCUGCUAACUGGUGGACGUCACCGACAUACAGUCAGUUAAGUUAUGCAAAGCAGGGUCAGAUGAAGUGGGUAAGAGAUAACUACAUGAUCUAUGACUACUGCAAGGAUUUUAAAAGGUUCAAUGGACAAAUACCACCAGAAUGUUUUAAACCACAGUUCUAAGAUGAAGGGACCUGAUGUGAUCUCUAGAAGAAGACGAAUAACACAGCAGCUCCAGUUUUUCUCCCACUACCUGCAUACAACUGAGAGAUUUUUUUUUUUUCAUGGUUCUUCGUGUUCUAAUCAUUUUGAUUUCAUUCUUUCCUUGGUGUUUCAGUUAUGCAAAUUUGUUGCUUUCAUUCAGUUGCUUCAAUUAAUAGAACAGAGUGAUUGAAUACGAA
This is a messenger RNA of Hevea brasiliensis (rubber tree), 1586 nucleotides long. Its product is annotated as probable xyloglucan endotransglucosylase/hydrolase protein 26. The transcript is spliced from 4 exons. The coding region runs from base 493 to 1368 and encodes 291 amino acids. Gene Ontology annotation, cellular component: apoplast; cell wall. Gene Ontology annotation, biological process: cell wall biogenesis; xyloglucan metabolic process. The record is from RefSeq and is a predicted model, not a curated record. Gene Ontology annotation, molecular function: hydrolase activity, hydrolyzing O-glycosyl compounds; xyloglucan:xyloglucosyl transferase activity. NCBI's taxonomy places the organism in Eukaryota, Viridiplantae, Streptophyta, Magnoliopsida, Malpighiales, Euphorbiaceae.